AUGGACCCUGGAGAAUGCACCUGCAUGUCUGGAGGAAUCUGCAUCUGUGGAGACAACUGCAAAUGCACAACUUGUAGCUGUAAAACAUGUCGGAAAAGCUGCUGUCCCUGCUGCCCGCCAGGCUGUGCCAAGUGUGCCCGGGGAUGCAUCUGCAAAGGGGGCUCCGACAAGUGCAGCUGCUGUGCCUGAGAUGCCUCCACUGUGCUGGGAGAGAGGCCUGCAAACCAUCUGUACAGUGUGCAAAAGUUGAAAAUUGGAGUGAUUGUACCAUAGGUUGUACUUUUUAUAUAUUUGCCCCCAAGUGGUGUUGGUGACAGUCAUAUGAAGUGUUUGCCACAAUAAAGUUUUC
Molecule: messenger RNA, 349 nt
Organism: Ochotona curzoniae (black-lipped pika)
Lineage: Eukaryota; Metazoa; Chordata; Mammalia; Lagomorpha; Ochotonidae
Product: metallothionein-4
Exons: 3
Coding region: 1-189 (62 amino acids)
Molecular function (GO): metal ion binding
Source: RefSeq, a predicted model, not a curated record